AUGUUAUUCCUCAGCUGGCUGAUAAUUCUAUCGCACCUGCCAAAUGCUCUAUCACAGAUCAUUCCGCCAAAUGAACGCUGUGUGACAGCCGUGUACACGGCCUACGAGUAUAUUUCUUUCGCAGGCCUCCCGAAUAAGGGUCUGUGGGCGUCACGCUGUCGAAAUCGGCUACAUGUGCUGUCAAUCUACGCCGCUUCUGAUGUGCAUUGCUCAGACGCGGAAAGAGUGACAGGUUUCGCACAGCUUGAGGCCCAAUGUCGAGACUACGCCGGCGUAAAUUUGAUUCCUCGGGAGGAGUUUGCCGCGGACCUGACGAAUGAAGCGAUCGGUCGUAUGCGGGUGGUUGAGUUUCGAGAGUUGUCGAAGAAGGAAAAUGUUCACACUCCUAUUUUGAUCUCCAAAUUAUACUACCGCCGUGUGUUCCGAACCAUUGAUGCCUGGCAAUUUGAGCUUUGGUCUCACUAUGCAUUUGGAUACCUGGGAUAUGCGUAUUGGACCGUUGUGAUUGCCGUUGGGGCUCUGCACAAACUGGCUCUCCAUGCGAUUUGUUCAAAGCGAAUGCGAUCGCUACCUUUUCUCAUUCCGGUACUGUCGAUUUAUCACUGGAUACAAACCAAUUUGAUCAUCCCUCCUCCCCUCGCAUCGAGCAGACGUCGGCUCCUUUGGUGGACAUUUCCAGGACGCAUCCAUGCGAUCAUCGUCUUACUUUUCUGGAUUCUGAGUGUUGUGCUCUGUCUCGUCGGUUAUCGAACCUUUUCCGACAAUAUCUACUGGCCCGACAUAUCGGCACAGCUCCUGCGGUAUGUUGCGGAUCGCACGGGAAUCCUCUCCUUUGCCAAUAUACCUCUUUUAUGGUUGUUCGCAGGCCGAAAUAAUAUAUUUCUCUGGGCGACGGGGUGGAGUUACUCGACAUUCAACAUUUUCCAUCGCCAUGUGGCUUGGAUAGCGACGCUUCAGGCAGUAGUCCAUACGAUAUUGUACACUGUCAUGUUCGUUCAAGCGGGAAAUGCUUGGAAGAAGUUGCAAAAGCCCUAUCUCUUUUGGGGGACAGUGGGUAUGGUCGCCAUGAUAUUGAUCUUCCCAUUUGCGGUGGACUGGUUUCGACGCAGGACAUACGAGACUUUUCUCGUCUUCCAUAUUCUCUUCUCUAUUGCCGCUCUUGUCGGUUGCUUCUAUCACGUCAUCAUAUUUGAGGAUCACGAGUACUGGUUCUAUCUCUGGCCAGCAGUCGUGAUAUGGAUCUCCGAUCGAGUCUUGCGCCUGAUUCGGAUAGUCUACUGCAACUUGCAUGUCCGAUUCGGUUCCCCCAGCUGUUUCCAAUGUACAGAAUGCGUCGCGACAUACGACGAGGCUGCCGAUGUGAUUCGCCUGGAGCUGACCCCCGGUUCAGGGCAACUGCAGCCGGUUCCGGGACAAUACUACUUUCUCUACCAACCCUUCCGACUCACGGGGUGGGAAAGUCAUCCGUUCACUCUGGGGUCAUGGUCCUAUAAAGAUGGAGCACCUCCAUCUCCAUGCGCCCCUGUGAAAAGCGAUCACGCCGUCGAUGUUUCGGAAAUUCCUCUUCUUCCUGACAGCCCCAGUUCGAGUUCAGACUACGGCUCAAUCGACACAGCUGUUUUACUAGGACGCAAACUCGCGUUGCGCUUCUGGAUCCGACCUUAUGACGGCUGGACUCGCCAUCUCCGCGAUGAAUGCUUGCAAUCACCGACUCGGACGAUUCAGCCAAACAUCCUCCUCGAAGGACCUUACGGCGAGCAAUGUCCGCUCUGGAGGUACGAAUCCGUCCUGCUGAUCGCAGGCGGAACUGGGAUCGCCGCCGCGGUACCUUACAUCCAGGAUCAUCUCAUCCGCUCUUCGACGGGCCAGACCUCGACGCAGGGCAUCCAUCUCGUCUGGACGGCUCGGCAGUCGACGUUCAUGCGCGAUAUUGCGGGGAGAGAGCUGAAGCAGGCGCUCAACAGGGAGGACGUCCAUUUCUCGUUCUAUGUUACUUCUGAACCUACGUGUCAGGCUGAGAUUAUGGAUAGUGUGGAAUUUGUGUGCGGACGACCCGAUUUACCGGCGAUAAUAAUGGCACAUGCGAACGAAGCGAGGCUUAGUGGUUCGUCUGUGUUGGUGUUGGUGUGCGGGUCAUCGGGGAUGGCUGAUCAGACCCGUGCGGCAGUGCAUCUGGCUAUGCGGCGGGGGUGUCGAUCACUUCGAUAUUUGGAGGAGUCCUUUGAUUGGUAA
This is a messenger RNA of Aspergillus thermomutatus, 2232 nucleotides long. RefSeq names its product ferric reductase family protein. Bases 1 to 2232 code for a protein of 743 amino acids. The transcript is spliced from 7 exons. Gene Ontology annotation, molecular function: ferric-chelate reductase activity. Lineage: Eukaryota; Fungi; Ascomycota; Eurotiomycetes; Eurotiales; Aspergillaceae. The record is from RefSeq and is a predicted model, not a curated record. Gene Ontology annotation, biological process: intracellular iron ion homeostasis; copper ion import; iron ion transport. Gene Ontology annotation, cellular component: plasma membrane.